AGAAAUAAAAAAACACGCAAUCCGCAGAAGGAUUGCGAGCUGACACGAGUUAGCAAAUACACGAGUGUCUAGCAAUGGACUGGAAAUCUCAUGUGAUUGCCGUGGUACUAUGGUGUUUCUCACAUCGCAUACUCACUGUAGUGUAUUCCUUUUGGUCAGUGAUAUUACUGUUAUUCGUGCUGUCCGUUACAAACACUUCGCUUGGGUUACGAAAGCAGUACAUCAGGUUGCUCCUGAAAUUAUUUGAGUAUGGGCGGAUUAAAAUCGAGAGGGCCAACCGGCUACGGCUCCUUCGUGAAGAGAGCGUCGACGACUUGGCUAGUUUGGAGUCGUCUCCUGGUGUGGCUUCCACCUCAGCAAUCACACGAGACGGUGUCCUGGUAGGAGCUGACCAGCCUCUCAUCGACCUGCCUACCAAAGAGUACCACUUGGGGGACAUUACAGACUUCAUCAAGAAAGGAGUUGAGGCCAUCAUCGAUGACGUCGUAACGAAACGAUUUGCGACAGAGGAACUGCCCUCCUGGAACCUCCUUACUCGGACCAACAAAAAUUACACCUUCGUCAGUUUUCGGCUAACGGUCAUCUGGUGCAUCGGUUGCCUGGUGCGCUACUGUCUGCUCUUUCCCAUGCGUGUGGCUCUCACGUUCGUUGGCAUGGCGUGGCUCAUCUGCGGCACAGCGGUGGUAGGAUGCUUCCCCGAGGGAAGGGUGAAGCGGUUCUGCUACUGGCACGUCAGCCUCAUCACAUUCCGUAUAUUGGCCAGAGCCGUGUCUGCCAUCGUCACAUAUCACAACAGGGAAAACCGUGCAAAGUCCGGUGGGAUCUGCGUCGCCAACCACACGUCCCCCAUCGAUGUCGCCAUGCUAGCCAGUGACAACUGCUAUGCUAUGGUGGGCCAAACACAAGGCGGCUUCAUAGGUGUCAUCCAGACUGCACUCAACAGAGCAGCCUCACAUAUCUGGUUCGAACGGGGAGAGAUUCGAGACCGUCAAGCAGUUGCUCGUAGGCUACGUGAACAUGUUCAGGAUCCCACGAAACUGCCCAUCCUCAUAUUUCCAGAAGGCACUUGCAUCAACAACACGUCAGUAAUGCAGUUCAAGAAAGGCAGCUUUGAAGUGGGUGGCACGAUAUAUCCGGCAGCUAUCAAGUAUGACGCGCGCUUUGGCGACGCGUUCUGGAACAGCAGCAAGCAGAACUAUAUCCUCUACCUAGCGAUGAUGAUGUCAUCGUGGGCCAUUGUUUGCGACGUCUGGUAUCUGCCACCGAUGCACAUGAGGGAAAAUGAAUCGUCCGUGGACUUUGCCAACCGCGUCAAGGCAAGAAUUGCCGAGCAGGGAGGACUACUAGACCUCAACUGGGACGGCGCGCUGAAGCGUUACAACAUAAAACAGGAGUGGAGGGAGCAGCAACAGAAGGAAUUCAGCCAGAGGCUCAAGAUUGCAUAAAGAACUCAGUGAGAUGGUGGAAGGGAAAGAGCUCUGCCCCCCCAAAAGUGACUCGUGGGUAUCACGUUUUCUCCGACCGCAUGUACAUAGUGUUCGACGUUCACAACUGCUGUCUAGCUUUUGUUGAAACUGUAGGUGUUUUUUUUUUUUUUUUUUCCAGUCCAUAAAAACUGUAAAUGGUUUGAAAGUGCCAAGAAUUCAACGUCGUCAUCAGUUAGUCACAUUUUACGGCAUUACACGUUAAGGUUGUUCAAGCGAACGAAUGACCCCCCCCCCCCCGACUCGAAAGAAGUCUCUCGACACUCCGACGGACAGACAAGUAGAGUCCCUCUCUCGUGUAAUUUGAGCCACACUUAUUCCUGCCGGUACAUCUGGUUCAUAUAAUAUAAAUGGUAUCCGCAACACAAACUCACUCCUAACACCCUGUAAAAGUGUACCAUAAGGUGUAUCGGGCAGAAAGUAAUCUUGGCCGUGCCUUCAUUCUAGUGUGCCGAACCAAACGAGCCUUCAGCUCUGUUCUUUCCAUAACCAGAAGGCCUUCGCUUUUACCGUUCGGCAAUCAACUAGAACCUGGCCUCUUCUCUAAGGAGGCACAUUGAGCCUUUAAAUGUGACUUUCUGACAGCGAUACAAGGCAGGGCAUCACAAGCAUGAUAGUUUUUUUUUUUUCGCUUUGUUUAUUGAAGAGGAGGGAUAUGUACAUUGCCGGUGAUUGAAUGUAAAAAAAAGGUGGUGACGUUAUGGACAAUGCUGAAUUACCGUCGUCGUAACAAAAAAAAAACAAAGUAGCGGACAUGCACCGCUUUUGUUUUUUGUCUCGUCUAACCCGCAAGGGGGAGUCACCAGCAAAGCCUGGUCUGGAAUAAAUAUGUUUGCUCACUGAA
Ornithodoros turicata is the source of this 2328-nucleotide messenger RNA. RefSeq names its product glycerol-3-phosphate acyltransferase 3-like (gene Gpat4). Gene Ontology annotation, molecular function: glycerol-3-phosphate O-acyltransferase activity. The transcript is spliced from 12 exons. Gene Ontology annotation, cellular component: endoplasmic reticulum. The record is from RefSeq and is a predicted model, not a curated record. Gene Ontology annotation, biological process: triglyceride biosynthetic process. Lineage: Eukaryota; Metazoa; Arthropoda; Arachnida; Ixodida; Argasidae. The coding region runs from base 75 to 1445 and encodes 456 amino acids.